AGUUUGGCAGACGUUCAAUCAGUACUCAAGUCAACGUUCUCUAGCUCAGAGUCCCGCAGCAGUUACAAAAACCAACCUAAAAUGGCAAAGUUUGCAGUGAUCUUCGUUCUGUUCGCCCUGUGCGCCGUGGCCAUGUCUGCACGCAUCGCACGUGAGGAGCCAGCUAAGCCUGAUCUAUUUGACUUCCUUAAACAAGAAGGCGAUAAAAUCGCAGCGCUUUUCAAGGAAAACACUACUCCGGAAAAACUUCAAGAAAUCAAGAAUAAGGUUGAAAGCUUUACUGCUGAUGCUUCCAAGAAAUUCCAAGAUGGUUCUGCCGACACUCUUGAAGCCAUUCAAAAGGCCGCAGCUAAGCUCAACGAUGAGUUCCAGAAAAUUAAACCUGCGCCUUCUGCCUAAGAAUUUAUUCAGUACACCAAAAAGUCUCUAAUAAAUGAUUAAACUAUAAAA
This is a messenger RNA of Drosophila takahashii, 450 nucleotides long. It is a transcript of the gene Nplp2, whose product is annotated as Neuropeptide-like precursor 2. Lineage: Eukaryota; Metazoa; Arthropoda; Insecta; Diptera; Drosophilidae. The record is from RefSeq and is a predicted model, not a curated record.